This is a messenger RNA of Scylla paramamosain (green mud crab), 3544 nucleotides long. RefSeq lists its product as uncharacterized. Bases 9 to 2648 code for a protein of 879 amino acids. The transcript has 14 exons. The record is from RefSeq and is a predicted model, not a curated record. NCBI's taxonomy places the organism in Eukaryota, Metazoa, Arthropoda, Malacostraca, Decapoda, Portunidae.
CCAUCACAAUGUCUGGCGGUGACACUUCCAAGCUUAUCGGUGCAGUGAAGGACGGCCUGCACUCUGAAUGGGCCGAGUUCAAGAAAACCAAGAAAGCAAAAGCAAAAUCUGUGUGCCCAUAUGCCAUCGGUGGCCAGCGGGAUACCCCAGUCGCAGCCUUGGCAAGCAUUAGUGCUGGCGUUUGUGAGUGGGAGGAGUGUCUGAAGCACACCGUUGACCCCUCAGUGGACCGGGCGAGAGGUGUCCUGCCCAGCGAGGUCAUGGUGGGGGCUGACGGUGCAGUGUGGAUGUACCCAGUCCGACGCCACCUCCCAGCUGAUGCAACAGGAAGCACAAGUGGGAGUCGUGCUUCAUCGGCAUCAAAACCCGAGAGAAAGACCUCAGCUGUGGUCGUGGGGGGCAAGACAAGGAACCUGCCACCUAAGGCCUCGUUGAUGGUGGCCGUGGAGCAGUCAGCUAACUACAUGCUGGACCACGUGAAGAGGAUGAGUGAGAGUGCCUACAUCAAUGGUAAUAACCAGCUGCUCUUCAUGUGCCUGGCCUCUGCCGCCCUGGUCCGCAGUCGCCUCAAUGCUUACAAGGAGGUUCUCAAGCAGCCCACCACCAAGUCAAAAGGCACCACGCCAACAGCCCCUACAGGAUCAGUGAACCUGACAGCAGCUCUGGGGCGGUGUGGGGAAAAGGUGGAGUUCAUGAUGCAGAACAUUCUGAGCUACAACUGUGAUAUGCUGUCCCUGGUCCUGCAUGAUGCACCAAGCCAUGACUGGUUAAGUGCCAAGCCAUACCAGGAGGGUGCCUGCUGCUCCCUCACCAUUCAGAUGUGGGCUUUCUUCAUGCAAGGUUUGCGUAACGAUCUUUGGCGCUUCACCUCCCCACGCAUCAGUGAAAGCAUUCUGGCAAGCAUCUUCACUGACACUCUCAGCCUCAUGGUGACUCGCUACUCCCAGAUCGAGAUGAGUGACAUCCGGCAGCCCCAGUACUGCGCAGACAUCAUAGCAAUCCUAACCAUUGUGGCGUCCUUCCUGCCAUCCCUCAUUGCCUCCCCUGUCAUGCUCUUCAGUGUCAGAAUCCAUGAAUCAGUCGCUCUGCCCAUCCAUCGCCGUGCUGACCUGUUGCUCAAGGUGGCAGCCCUCAAGUGUGCCCCCAUUGAGAACCUGGCUAGGGUGUUCCAGAAAGGCUUUGAUAGUGCAGUGAAGAGGAACAGUUACCCAGAGAGUGUGACAAGCAUUGAGUCCACCCCAGCCUGGCUAACCUUCCUCAACCCGGCUCUGUUCCCCCGCGGCAAGACCUCUCUCAGCUACUUAGGGGACCAGGUGGCUGUCUACCUCACCCUCCUCACUGCCGCCAGUCGACCUCAGCCACAGUACUCUCUGAUUGUGCGGGGCUUGCUGAUGCGUAACUUCCUGGGAACCAAGACCAUCCUGAGGGGGUUGCAGGACACACCGGGGCAGGUGACGCGUGGGGAGCCCUGUGGUGGCCCGCUGUGUAUGCCCCACCUCUGCACCCCACCCCUCAUCCCCCACACUGUGUAUGCUGCUGUGGCCCAGAUCCUGGUGAUGUGUGUGGAUUGUGUGCCAGUGCUGUGCAAGAUUGCCAGCCCAGGGAUUAAGGAGUCUGGCCUGUGGGACUCCCUUGAUCGCACUCAGGUGUGGAAUGUGCAGCGGCCGCCUUGGCACCACGCCCUCGUGCAGCUGCUCACGCCAAGUGUGGUGGGCGUUGUGGCCGAGGUUCUGCGAGCUGUGCCACCUCAGCCUCCCGCCAAGCCAGCACACCCCAGCCAGCUGUCGGUGAGGCUGGAGCACCACCUGGCUGCAUGGACGCUGCAGCUCCUCACAGGGAUGGAGGGGGUGGCUAACAUGGUGCCUCUGUCGGUCAUUUACACGGCACACGCUAUCAAUGGAUGUCUGCCACCCACCAUCAAGCCCACAGGGGGACAUAUCAUCACACAGUUGGUAGUGAGUGCGAUCUACUCUGUCAUCAACUCCCGCUCUUCCCUGGACCAGCUAAGUGACACACCAAUCACGGACGGCCAGUGGGACAUGAUGAUUGCCGUCGGAGAGCGCCUCUGCUCACUGCAUGAUGGGAAUUACGACUCCCACCUCAAGCGCAUGACCAUUGCCCUGCUGGCCCAACUGGAGGACUUUGAGGAGGAGAAUGAGGAGGACAGUCUUGAUGAGUACACGGAUGAGGACGUCAUUGAAAGUCUGUGCACAGCGCUGGCCAACACUGUGCUUUCCUCUGUGCAGGGACAACAUGCACUGGUGGUGGUGUGGGAGUUCCUGAAGAGAAACAUGGAGUGGAUGCAGGAAAGUCUGGGAGCACCGGCCAUCCUGCCCCCUGCCAUGGAGCAGCCACGGCCACCUCUCUGCUUCGCUCCUGACCCACUCCUCUAUAACCCUCUCUAUUACUACAAGCGAGCCAUCUACACACAGCUGGACCAGGAGAGUCUGAUGAGCUUCAAGGGAGACUGGGAGGCAGUGCUGUGGAGUGACCUUGGGCUGCCUAAGGGAACCAUUGUGGACUUGAUCAAGAAACGUCCAGAGUUCCAGAACAACGCUUACCUCAACAAGAGCCAAGCAGCAGCAGUCAGGAAGCUGAGGCCACUGCUGAGGGACCCAGAUGAGGAGGAGGACGAGAAGAAGCACUGAAUACGUGCCAGUGACAAGUUAUUGGUAUAUGUGAGAGAAAAUGCUUGGGUUAUUUUCUCUAGGUUAUAUUAAACUUAUAUUUUCAGUUCUUCAAUAAUUUUUUGUAAUGUCACUUUAUAUAUGUAUUUGAGAUAGAAAAGCUUGAGUUUUUUGCAGCUUACAUCAAACAACCUUUAAUUUUUGGUUAAUUUAUUUAAUAAUUUUCUAUAGUAUUACUUUGUAAUAUGUCUAUGUAGGUACACUUUUUUUUGUCACACAUUAUAUCACAUGUGCUUUGUCCAUCAGGGCCUGUGUGUUGACAGGCAGAGGCACAGCUGCCAAACACUCAACAAGAAAACAUUAGGACAUUCACUUUGUAUAUUAUAGCUUGAGGUGGUGAAAUUUGAGAUCUAGGUAUAGUUAUGAUCAGCAGUCUAAUUACCUGUUAGUCUCAUUCCCACUUUUUUUGUUUUGUAGUAAUAACCAUGAAAACAUUUGGAAGGUCUCUUGAUCUGGAUAUUAGAACUUAAGAUGGUGAGUUUGAGUUCUAGGCAUAGUUGUGGACAGAAUUCUAGCAAGCAGCUACUCUCAUUCCCAUUACCGUGCUAAAAUGAUAUAAGAAUCGGUACAGUUUGUCAGAUUGUGCCCUUGCCCUCUUUGGACCCUCAUACAGCAGGGCAGAUGCUAAGGUUCUGAUGAAACAAGAGGGGGAAGAGCUAAGAGAUGUGGAUGUGUGGUGCUUUGUCUUGGCCAUGCUGUGUGGGAUUGCUGGCCUAGUAUAUUGAUAGGAUAUGGUUGGAUCUGUCUCAUGUAACCAUACAAAACUCCUUCAAUACUGUACCAGUCUCACAGGAUAUAACAUAAAUUGCAAUAACUUUUUCAUAGUAGGAAAUAUAAAAUACAAAAAUACUAAUUAC